GCUGUAGAAAGAGUGAGAAAAAAAGAAGCUAGCGCUUGCGCAGUAGAGCGUAUUCCCUUUCUUCGCGCCUGCGCAGUCGGGCGGGAAGCCAGCGCGAGGGAGAGAAAGAAGCCGGCGCGUGCGCAGUCGCAGCCUCGCUCCCGUCUCCCCCCCCUCCUCGCGCCACUCGAGGCGCCUUCCCAUUGGCCGGCCUCUCGACGACGGUUGCGGCCUAGCGUUCUGCGCAGGCGCAGUCGUCCCCCCGAGUCUUCUCCGAGGUUCGACGCCGUUGUGAGGGGAAGCAAAAAAGCCGUUUCUCGCCGCCUGCCUUCCUUCCUUCCUCCCCUCAGCCGCCGCCAUCAUGAGCGUGGAGGCGUACGGGCCCAGCUCCCAGACGCUGACGUUCCUGGACACGGAGGAGGCCGAGCUGCUGGGCGCCGACACGCAGGGCUCCGAGUUCGAGUUCACCGACUUCACUUUGCCCAGCCAGGGCCAGACGCCGCCCGCCGCCUCAGCCGGGAGCGCGGCCUCGGCCUCCUCCGCCGCCGCCCAGGGCCACGCCGGCCCGCCCUCCGCCGCCGCCCCGGGCACCCUCGACGCCCAGGUCAAUGGUCCGGAUGGCAUCCUCCAGAACGGGGCUGUGGAUGACAGUGUGCCGAAGACCAGCCAGCUCCUUGCCGAGCUCAACUUUGAGGAGGAUGAGGAGGACACCUACUACACCAAGGACCUCCCUGUGCACGCCUGCAGCUACUGCGGCAUCCACGAUCCAGCCUGCGUGGUCUACUGUAACACCAGCAAAAAGUGGUUCUGCAACGGGCGUGGGAAUACCUCUGGCAGCCACAUUGUGAACCACCUGGUGCGGGCCAAGUGCAAAGAGGUGACUCUGCACAAGGACGGCCCUCUGGGCGAGACGGUCCUGGAGUGCUACAACUGCGGCUGCCGCAACGUCUUCCUCCUGGGCUUCAUCCCGGCCAAAGCCGACUCCGUGGUGGUCUUGCUGUGCAGGCAGCCUUGUGCCAGCCAGAGCAGCCUGAAGGACAUCAACUGGGACAGCUCCCAGUGGCAGCCGCUGAUCCAAGACCGCUGCUUCCUCUCCUGGCUGGUCAAGAUCCCCUCGGAGCAGGAGCAGCUCCGGGCCCGGCAGAUCACCGCCCAGCAGAUCAACAAGCUGGAAGAGCUGUGGAAGGAAAAUCCCUCUGCCACCCUGGAGGACUUGGAGAAGCCCGGCGUGGACGAGGAGCCGCAGCACGUGCUGCUCCGCUACGAGGACGCCUAUCAGUACCAGAACAUCUUUGGGCCGCUGGUGAAGCUCGAGGCGGACUACGACAAGAAGCUCAAGGAGUCUCAGACCCAAGACAACAUCACCGUGAGGUGGGAUUUGGGCCUGAACAAGAAGCGGAUCGCCUACUUCACUCUGCCCAAGACGGACUCAGAUAUGCGCCUGAUGCAAGGAGACGAGAUCUGCCUGCGGUACAAGGGGGACCUGGCCCCACUCUGGAAGGGGAUCGGCCACGUCAUCAAGGUUCCUGAUAACUAUGGCGACGAGAUUGCCAUCGAGCUGCGCAGCAGCGUGGGGGCCCCCGUGGAGGUGACCCACAACUUCCAGGUGGACUUUGUCUGGAAGUCGACCUCCUUCGACAGGAUGCAGAGCGCCCUCAAGACCUUUGCGGUGGACGAGACCUCCGUCUCGGGCUACAUCUACCACAAGCUGCUGGGCCACGAGGUGGAGGACGUCAUCAUCAAGUGCCAGCUGCCCAAGCGCUUCACGGCCCAGGGCCUGCCGGACCUCAACCACUCUCAGGUGUACGCGGUCAAGACCGUCUUGCAGCGGCCCCUCAGCCUCAUCCAGGGCCCCCCCGGGACCGGGAAGACCGUGACCUCGGCCACCAUUGUCUACCACCUGGCGAGGCAAGGAAACGGGCCCGUGCUGGUCUGCGCCCCGAGCAACAUAGCCGUGGACCAGCUGACGGAGAAGAUCCACCAGACGGGGCUGAAGGUGGUCCGACUCUGCGCCAAGAGCCGCGAGGCCAUCGACUCGCCCGUCUCCUUCCUGGCCCUGCACAACCAGAUCCGGAACAUGGACAGCAUGCCUGAGCUCCAAAAACUGCAGCAGCUAAAAGAUGAAACUGGGGAGCUGUCCUCUGCCGACGAGAAGCGCUACCGGGCCCUGAAAAGGACAGCCGAGCGGGAAUUGCUCAUGAACGCGGACGUCAUUUGCUGCACCUGCGUGGGGGCCGGCGACCCACGGCUGGCCAAGAUGCAGUUCCGCUCCAUCCUGAUCGACGAGAGCACCCAGGCGACAGAGCCCGAGUGCAUGGUGCCCGUGGUCCUGGGGGCAAAGCAGCUGAUCCUGGUGGGCGACCACUGCCAGCUGGGCCCGGUGGUGAUGUGCAAGAAGGCGGCCAAGGCGGGCCUGUCGCAGUCCCUCUUUGAGCGGCUGGUGGUGCUGGGCAUCCGGCCCAUCCGCCUCCAGGUCCAGUACCGCAUGCACCCCGCCCUCAGCGCCUUCCCGUCGAACAUCUUCUACGAGGGCUCCCUCCAGAACGGCGUCACCGCAGCCGACCGCGUGAAGAAGGGCUUUGACUUCCAGUGGCCCCAGCCGGACAAGCCCAUGUUCUUCUACGUCACCCAAGGCCAAGAGGAGAUCGCCAGCUCCGGGACUUCCUACCUGAACAGAACGGAGGCCGCGAACGUGGAGAAGAUCACCACCAAGCUGCUGAAGGCCGGGGCGAAGCCGGACCAGAUUGGGAUCAUCACGCCGUACGAAGGGCAGCGCUCCUACCUGGUGCAGUACAUGCAGUUCAGCGGCUCCUUGCACACCAAGCUCUACCAGGAAGUGGAGAUAGCCAGCGUGGACGCUUUCCAAGGGCGGGAGAAGGACUUCAUCAUCCUCUCCUGCGUCCGGGCCAACGAGCACCAAGGCAUCGGCUUUCUCAACGACCCCCGGCGCCUCAACGUGGCCCUGACCCGAGCCAGGUACGGCGUCAUCAUCGUAGGGAACCCCAAGGCUCUCUCCAAGCAGCCCCUCUGGAACCACCUGCUCAACUACUACAAGGAGCAGAAGGUGCUGGUGGAAGGGCCUCUGAACAACCUCCGAGAGAGCCUCAUGCAGUUCAGCAAGCCACGGAAGCUGGUCAACACCAUCAACCCGGGGGCCCGCUUCAUGACCACCGCCAUGUACGACGCCCGCGAGGCCAUCAUCCCCGGAUCGGUGUACGACCGCAGCAGCCAAGGCCGCCCCUCCAACAUGUACUUCCAGACCCACGACCAGAUCGGGAUGAUCAGCGCCGGGCCCAGCCACGUCACCGCCAUGAACAUCCCCAUCCCCUUCAACCUGGUCAUGCCGCCCAUGCCGCCCCCGGGGUACUUCGGACAGGCCAACGGACCCGCGGCCGGGCGGGGGAACCUGAAGGGCAAGGGUGGUCGGGGUGGUCGGCAGAAGAACCGCUUUGGCCUCCCGGGCUCGGGCCAGUCCAACCUGCCCAACAGCCAGGCCAGCCAGGACGUGGCCUCGCAGCCCUUCUCCCAGGGGCCCCUGACCCAGGGCUACAUCUCCAUGAGCCAGCCCUCCCAGAUGAGCCAGCCGGGGCUCUCCCAGCCAGAGCUCUCCCAGGACAGCUACCUGGGUGACGAGUUCAAGUCCCAGAUUGACGUGGCCCUGUCGCAGGACUCGACGUACCAGGGGGAGCGCGCGUAUCAACACGGAGUGACCGGACUGUCACAGUAUUAAAAGGUCGAAGGAGAAGAGCUAAGCUUGCGUGGAGCUUAGUUCCACCGCGUUUUAUUCUGGGUCAUACAAAAAAAAAAUUAAAAUAAAAUGGAUACCUGUUUUCCACUGCUAAAACUGAAGCAACUCUUGUGAGAGCAACAAGAGAGAGAAAGGUAGAGAGAAAAGAGAGAGAGGAGAGCGACAUCAACGGAGAGAGGAGCGAGAGGAGAGGGGAAGGAAGGAGCGCGUGCGAAGGAGAGAGAGAAGAAGAGGAAAGAACGAGAAGAAUAAUAAUAAAAACACAACACAAUAAAGAGCCCACUGCUAGCUCACUGAGACGAGAGGAGACUCAUGACCGGAGACGGGAAGCUGAGCGCCGGAGGAGGAGGAGGAGGAGGAAGACGAGCGACCGGCUGGCGGCUGUCCGUCCGUCCGUCCGUCCGUCCCUCGGAGAGCGGACUCUCGCCAUCAGAAACACCCCGAAGAGGCGAGAGAGAGAGAGAGAGAAAGGAGAGAAAAGAGAGAGAGAGAGAAGGACCUUCGAAGCAAGAUUCACUUCACGUUCCGUUCUUCUCAUUGUUGCGAGCAGGGCUUUACUUUUCAGAGCAGGGGCGGGAGAGGGAAGCGGGGGGAAAAACCCUCCAUCUCAGAGUUGUUUGUGUACUUGUCUCUCCCUUUGUCUGUAUUUUUAUUUUCCCUUCCUACUUUUUAUUUUUAUUUUCUUUUUUUCCGCUCUCGACCGGCACCCAAUUCUGAGACGGAGCGGUUUUGGGCAAUUUAUUAUUUUUAUUUUCAUUUUUUGCCGAAUCUCGCAUUUGCGAUUUUUAUUUUUGGCGAAUCUCGCAUUUCCGAUUUUCUUUUCUGGCGAAUCUCGCGUUUGCGAUUUUUUUUUUUCGCGUUUGCAAAAUUUGAUUAUUUUUUUUUUUUUGGUGAAUAGAUGGAGUGGUUCUUUUUUUCUUUUUUGGUCCCCCUUUUUUUUUUUCAAGGUGAGAGAGAGAAGUGCUGGAUAUAUAUAUAUAUAUUUCUAGAUCCUUUUUUUUUGUCUCUAGAAUGGUAUCUCGGGAGCGGAGCGGGUGCGGGACGGAAAAGAAAACCCUUGUUCUGAGUAAGAAAAAAAUCUAUAAAUAUAUCUCUACGUAUAUAUAUAUAUAUAUAUAAGAAAAAAGUGUGCUGCUUAACUUUGAGAACACUCUUUUUGGGGCGCGAUUUUGUCCGAUCGUUCGGCCUUUUCGGCCGCCGCCGCUUUCUCGGUUCUGAUCGGCGACUUCUUUCUAGGCUCUGCUUUCGGGGUUUUUAAUUUCCCUUUCCCCCGCUCCCUGCUGUUUGUUUUCUCCUUCCUUUUUCUGUAAUGCUUCACAAAAAGGUAGAUCAAGCCGGUCUUCGGCCCUGAGCUUCGCUGGGUUAGGGGGGUACGUUUUUCGCGGAAAGCGAGGCGGGCGAGAAACUAUAUCAGUUUCAAAGUCAGGUAGUUAUUGUGAGGAUAUGGGGGUGAUUUUAUUUUAUUUUUUGCGGGAAGGAGAAAUUGAAACAGCCUGUCGACGGAAAAGAAGAAAACGCCAAUGCGACAUUCAAGUGACCAAAAAAAGUUUUUAAUUUUUUUAACCCGCAUCGUAAAUCUGCAUUUGUACAAUCCGCAUCGAUAGCUUUCUUCAGCGAGAACACCGACAAUGCCUCUGAACCUCGUCCUCGGCCCUUUUCGUGUUUUGUACGAAAAUUGUCCGUGAUAUUUUCCUCGCGGAGGAACGCGAGGUUGACGUUUCGCGAAUGUAAAACAAGACGACGACGGCGAAACCCUAGAGAAAAACGAAAAGACCCUUCCAUCUGUCCCAGAAAGGCGGGAUUCCGGAUCCCGCUCGGAAUAAAGUACAUAGACUCUCCCGUCUGUCCCGGAAUGACAGGAUUUCGGAUCCCGCUCGGAAUAAAGUACGUAACACAAAAAACGGGAACGCGAGGUUAACUUUUCACGAAUGUAAAACAAGACGACGACGACGAAGCCCGUCCCGCUCCCUCGAGCAAACGAAAAGACCCUUCCGUCUGUCCCGGAAUAACGGGAUUUCGGAUCCAGCUCGGAAUAAAGCACGUAAACCGAGACUUGUUUUACAGCGUGACGUCGGGGCCGUAGCGGGAAAAAAAAAGUCUCCAGGAUUUGAACGUCUCCGGGAAACGGGAACGUCCCGCCGAAGGGCUGCCUCUUGAUCCGGACCGUCGGAGGGUGACCCCCGUCCUCCGCCCGCCCCGCAGGUAGGCUGCUGCUGCUUAGGUUGAUUUUAUUUUAUCUUUUUGGAGAUAGGCUUUGAAGCGAUAGCCGCCUUUCCUUCCCCCUUUCCCCGUGAUUUGACCCACUGCCGAUUAAAUGUACCCCCUCCCCCCCCCCCCCCCCCCCCCCGGUUCCCUUCCCCGACCCCUCCCUCGAGUUAGCGACGCUUGCCUCCGCUUUGCGCCGGGUUGCUUCCCUUCUGUCGCGAGUUAUUCUUUUUCUGUUUGGAAACGGGAAACGGCACCCGGUCGCCCCCCCCACCGCGCGGUGUCGGAGCUGGUUCUUACCCUCCCCCUUUGGUCCCGAUUUUUGUUUUUUAAACCUGUUUGUCAUCAACUUAAUAAAGAGCUCUUGCAUUCAC
Molecule: messenger RNA, 6306 nt
Organism: Anolis carolinensis (green anole)
Lineage: Eukaryota; Metazoa; Chordata; Lepidosauria; Squamata; Anolidae
Gene: upf1
Product: UPF1 RNA helicase and ATPase
Biological process (GO): nuclear-transcribed mRNA catabolic process, nonsense-mediated decay
Cellular component (GO): cytoplasm
Molecular function (GO): RNA helicase activity; DNA binding; ATP binding
Source: RefSeq, a predicted model, not a curated record